UUCCCUUUCUGACAAUGCUUUGAGUAGAGGGAGCGUAUUUUCACCAGCAAUCUGCUUGCAGACAUCUCUGUCGCUCCGUGGUAAAGGAAAGGAUAAUCAUCAUAUAUUUAAAAGGAAAGACCACGUCGGGUUUCAGUCUCCGUGGAUUAUACAUACCGUUCCAAAUGGGAAGGAAACUUUACAGUGCGCUUGCCCAUGGUUUGGUUCUAUGUUUAAAAAGAACAUUACAACAAAUGCUCAUUUAAAAGUGGACAAAAGUGGACUCUUCCUAUUGUGGUAUCAUACAGAGUGUCCACGGACGGAUUUUAUUGAGUAAACAUGAAAGAUUUGAUAAUGCCAUUAUCUCAAUUAAAAUAAUAACAACUGACCAGUAUUUGAAACUUGUUGGUUUGGAGGAGAAAUGAAACGGCUAUCUUUAUGCAUUUGUUUCCUUAGAGUUGUACCUAUUGGGGACCGAGGCGAAAGAACGUGGAGACGUUUGAUGAAGUAACUGAAAUAAUAAACAAUGUAUUAUAUCUUUUGUGCGCCUGGAUGGCUAGUUUCAGCACUUACUGUGUCCGAAAUGGAGGGAAAUAAUGAAGAGAGAGUCCACAUCCACGGAAGUUGGAUCUUUUUUCCUAUGGCAUUCCGAUUCUUCUCAGAGUGAGAAAGAGCAAGUUAUACUAAAUGGGGAAUACAAAUGCGCAUGGCAUUGCGAUCUGGAGAACUGAGAAAACCCGGUUUGCGCCAAACAUUUCCCCGCGUAAUGGUCAAAUAACAAUGGCACACUAAGAAACCGUUUUCUAAACAGCGCGGUUCACAGCAUCAGAGAUGAUUGCGACCGGCGGUGUAAUCACGGGCCUCGCGGCUCUGAAGAGGCAGGACUCAGCGAGGUCCCAGCAUCACCUGCCCUUGCAGACGCCAGGCUCCCAGCAGGAGAAGAAGCAGACCAAGCGCAAGCCCCGCUCCGACGUGGUGGUGGUCAGGGGCAAGAUCCGCUUCUACUCCCCCUCCGGGUUCUUCCUCAUCCUGGGUCUGCUGAUACUGAUGGUGGGCAUAGCCAUGGCCGUCUUGGGCUACUGGCCGCACAAGGAGCACCUCCUGGUGGCCGGCGCUAAGCUGUCCACCAACGACACCCAGGUGGCCCGUGACCUCGGCGGUACGGUGGCGCAGUUCUUCGAGCAGCACCUGCACUCGGAGAAGAUGAAGAUGUUGGGCCCCUUCACCAUGGGCAUCGGGAUCUUCAUCUUCAUCUGCGCCAACGCCAUCCUCCACGAGAACAGGGACAGGGAAACCAAGGUCAUCCACAUGAGGGACAUGUACUCCACCGUCAUCGACAUCCACAGCCUGAGGAUGAAGGAGAACAGGUUCAUGAACGGGGCCUGCUCCGGCCUUUACGGCGAGCAGGAGGUGAGAACUUAUGAGAACCAGUGCGCCUCCAAGCUGGCAGCCAACACCCUGCUGACCUUCUCUGGGAUGAGGAAUGACCUGCGGCCAUCCCGGAGGGCCAGCUCCACCGACGAUGAGGAGGGCCUGCUGAGUGAGGCCAAAGGAGGGUCCGGCCUUCUGCUCCCCAACUACAGGGAGAGGUCAGACUCCAUCUUUGGCCUGCAGCCUGACGGUAGAAAGCACAGGGAAGACAGGAGCAACCCCUCCAAGAGGUGCCAGACCAGGUCCAUCGUGUCGUCCUCCAUUAGCGCAUUCACCCUGCCUGUGAUAAAGCUCAACAACUGCGUGAUCGACGAGCCAGACAUCGACAACAUCACGGAGGACUCCGAGCUUCGGAGGGACCGGUCCGGGCCUCCGUCCGUGGAGUCCCUGGCUGUCCCGUCACCAGACAUAUCCAAAGUGUCCAAAUCCCCGAACAUGAUUUUCCUCAGAAGCAAUUCUGACACGGAGUCCCCCUCCAUGUCCUCGAGAACAUCCCUGUCUCCUGGCUCUGCCAGCGAGAGGUACCUCUCUCCCGGCGCCGCCCGAAAGGAUUUCGGCUCCAACAGCUCCCUCCACAUGCUCUCCGUCCACUCCAAGUCUCUGGACCUGGAGAGGGGUUCCUCGACGCUGACGGUCCAGCCAGAGCAGAGGAAGCACCCAAGCUGGCCGAGGCUGGACCGCAGCAACAGCAAGGGGUACAUGAGGCUGGAGAACAAGGAGGACCCCAUGGACAGGCUGCUGGUGCCGCAGGCCUCCAGCAAACGGGAUUACACCAAGAAAGAAAAACUGCUCAUGAUCUCCAGGUCUCAUAACAACCUGAGCUUUGAACACGACGAGUUCAUGAGCAACAGUUUGAAAAGAGGUACCUCAGAAACCAGGUUCUAAGCCAAAUGCUACCGCAGAUUCGCUAUCUGUAUGGAAAAUAACAUUGCUGUCCGCACCGAAGAAAAUGUGACAAAAUCUUUAGUACCAAUGACAGUCUUCAUUGGCACUCUAAAAUCACUGUUAGUUUGAAAAAUAGCAGUAACAGUUUAAGGUGUUCCUAAGAGUAAAUGAGGUUAAAUAUGUACUUGACAUUUGCAUUAUGUAAUCCUAUUUAAAUGAAGGCUGAAACCUAGAAUAUUCUUGUCUAAGUGAAGUUGAACUUGAAAAUGUCACCAAAAAACAACAUAAAAACCUUGUGAUUUGAUUUGUUACUGUAUGUUUCAAUCAUUUGUGCAGUGUUGAGACAUGAAGUUUCGUUUCCCCUUAAUAAUCAGUCUGUAUUGUACCAGAGUUGGCUAGCUAUUUUAUUAUGGAGCUUUUAAAUUUUUUGUUCUUUACACACACUGCUAUUUUUGGAAAAGGGGGCAGGGGCAGCAUUACUGUAUAAUUUCCAUGUUUCACAUGAUGAAAUAAAGCAACAUCUUUUCAAAUGGU
Molecule: messenger RNA, 2829 nt
Organism: Anguilla anguilla (European eel)
Lineage: Eukaryota; Metazoa; Chordata; Actinopteri; Anguilliformes; Anguillidae
Gene: tmem200a
Product: transmembrane protein 200A
Exons: 2
Coding region: 811-2295 (494 amino acids)
Source: RefSeq, a predicted model, not a curated record